CAGACAAUAACGGGAAAUUGGUCCGGAGGGAACUUGGGGAACAAGCGAAGUGAAACUUCCCCCCGGAAUGACCGCAACAUAUGUCCAUUAAAUCAUCAAAAUGAACACGCUGGUCUACCUGGUCCUCCUGGGAGCAGGUCUGCAUGGCGCGGCGGCAGUGACUCACUCUCUGAAGUAUUUCUACACUGCGUCCUCUGGAGUCCCAAACUUCCCAGAGUUUGUGUCUGUUGGGUUGGUUGAUGAAGCUCAGAUGGAUUACUAUGACAGCAACACCAGGAGAGCAGAACCCAAACAGGACUGGAUGAAGAAAGUCACAGCAGAUGAUCCACAGUACUGGGAGACAGAGACUGAGAAGUUAGUUGGUUCCCAGCAGGCCUUCACAGCCAACAUUGAAAUUGCAAAGCAGCGCUUCAACCAAACUGGAGGUGUCCACAUUGUCCAGUGGAUGUACGGCUGUGAGUGGGAUGAUGAGACCGAUGAGGUUACCGGUUAUAAUCAGUUUGGUUAUGAUGGAGAAGACUUCAUAGCAUUUGACCUGCAGACGCUGACUUGGAUCGCUCCUAAACCACAGGCUGUCAUCACCAAACACAAGUGGGAUAACGACAAAGCGUUCUGCACACAGACAAAGCAGUACCUCACCCAGAUUUGUCCUGAGUGGCUGAAGAAGUAUGUGGACUAUGGGAGGAGCUCUCUCCUGAGAACAGAGCGUCCCUCAGUGUCUCUCCUCCAGAAGACUUCCUCCUCUCCAGUCAGCUGCCACGCUACAGGUUUCUACCCUGAAAGAGCCACACUCAGCUGGAGGAAAGAUGGAGAGGAGCUUCAUGAGGACGUGGAGCUCGAAGAGAUCCUCCCCAACCAUGAUGGAACCUUCCAGAUGAGUGCUGAGCUGAAGCUUUCAUCAGUCACACCUGAAGACUGGAGCAGGUACACCUGUGUGUUUCAGCUCUCAGGUGUGAGAGAGGACAUCGUGAUCAAACUGGACAAAGCAGAUAUCAGGACCAAUGGAGAGCCAGAGACUUCUCCAGGUGACUGUUCUACCCAGGGGCAAUGCUAGACAGACGGCUCUACUGGAGGCCCCAGCCCACCCUGAUUACCCAUAUGGGUUUUUUUCUUUUUUGUUUUUAAAGCCUGAUUCAUAUGAAAUAUGAAUUACACUGCUAUAGCAUUUGCUUCACUAGUUUCCCUUGCUUAGUUCAUUAUCGCUGACGUUACCAUACUCUGACUGAAGCAACUACUGGUAAAGGUAAAAAUGUAGCCAUGUAUUAUUAAUGUACGAAGAUACUUGUUUCAACGUACAUGAACAUUCUCAACAGGUUUAAGGGCAGAUAUGGUUUAGAUGUGCAUGCAAAUAAUAACAAAACCUGACUCAAGUGACUGAAUUUUCUUCUCUUCUGCAUUUAGCAACAAGAAUUAAUAAUUGCAGCACAGUUUCAGAAUGAGGAACAUUUCAAGAAUCUAGUUAUGUUAUGAUUUCAGCUGUCUUAUUUGAAGUAUACUGCAUAUAACCUGAAACUAAUAAAAUGUAUUCACCUGGAGUUUGUGAGUCUAAACCAAGUUUGUUUAACUUUUGAGCAUUAAACUGUAAGACCUA
Molecule: messenger RNA, 1591 nt
Organism: Scatophagus argus
Lineage: Eukaryota; Metazoa; Chordata; Actinopteri; Scatophagidae
Product: H-2 class I histocompatibility antigen, Q9 alpha chain-like
Exons: 5
Coding region: 101-1054 (317 amino acids)
Biological process (GO): immune response
Cellular component (GO): external side of plasma membrane
Source: RefSeq, a predicted model, not a curated record